This is a messenger RNA of Laccaria bicolor S238N-H82, 1272 nucleotides long. RefSeq lists its product as uncharacterized. Lineage: Eukaryota; Fungi; Basidiomycota; Agaricomycetes; Agaricales; Hydnangiaceae. The transcript has 2 exons. The record is from RefSeq and is a predicted model, not a curated record. Bases 1 to 1272 code for a protein of 423 amino acids.
AUGACAUCCGAGUCCUCGAGCGCAGCGACCCCCGCGAAACACGCUGAUUCUUUCUCUCGGCCGCCAGUUACCAAGGUCAACGCGUUGUCACGACUCAAAACCUUUACCGGAACCAUUGUCUCACGCAAGGACAAGGGCCCACCAAUCGUCUUUCCCCCGCCGUCGUGGGACCUCGAUGAUCAGACCAUUUAUGAAAGCUUAUGGUCUAGGAAGGGCAAUAAGAAAGUCGCUCAAACGUCGAAAGCUCCUGCGAGCAGUAAUAGUGUUGAAGAAAGUGAGGAACAUCCAGAACCUAUGACGUUCGCGAAGAAAAUACGAGGGAUGAUUGAGCUGCUGCCAGUCCCAAGUGCAUUGACAUCUACAUGGUCGAAUGCACCUGCGGCUGCUUCCGAGUUUACUCCUGCAGAUGAGGGUAUGACAGGCUCUCCCGUACCACCUGGUAUGGAUGAAGGAAUGGUCAAGAUGUUAUCGUCGGAGGACUUGAUGAACGGGACGAGGAGCAACAAGAAAGGAGUAGAAAGGCAAAGUGUUUGGGAUACCCUAGCGGGUAUAAACCAUGAUGUGCACGACCAGGGAAGUUCACAACGGCCUACACCUUCCAAGGUCGAGGAGCAGGAGGAUGGCGUUAUGAUGUAUGUUCCACUUGAACCGAAUGAAGGGUCGGAGGUUGAGCUGGCUGAGACGGAGUCCGUGCUUGAACAUGACAAGGCGCCGUCUCAUGAGUCUGCGUCGAAAAAUGGAAUUACCGCUGAGGAGCCAAAGCCAGCGCGCACCGAUAUCGCAGUUGAGAAGAAAGUUUGGGUACCAUCAACCACGCAGAUCUCUGUCUUCACGACUUGGUGGGGAUACAGACUUUAUCUUCCUCCGCCCGUUAUGGAGAAACUUGGUUCGCAUUCCCUCAAGGCGACUGCACGAGCUGCCAUGAUAACAAGCGCGCUGAAAUGGCUUAUCGGAAAAAUUCCCAUGAUGUUCGUCCCAGUCCAGUUUAAACCAGCCGUGGCACUUUUGAAGAGAUUGAGUCCUGUGGUUGGGUAUGUUGGCAUUUUCAUCGCGUGGACUUGGGAUAGAGUACGUGCUUGCGACGAAGGGAACGGAGUGGUUUUAAGCGCUACUUGGCUCCUUCCAGUCGCCCUGCUGCCAAUGGCUUGGGAUGCAGGACAUAUAUACGGUCCAUCGUUGCCAAAGCCUGUAGACGCAGAAAAGGAAGUGUCGAAGCAGUCGAAGAAAGACAACCCUCCUCAGAAGAAGAGAAGAUCAUAUUUUCUAUGGUAG